This is a messenger RNA of Mesorhabditis belari, 1401 nucleotides long. The record is from the annotation of a GenBank genome assembly. NCBI's taxonomy places the organism in Eukaryota, Metazoa, Nematoda, Chromadorea, Rhabditida, Rhabditidae.
AUGGAGCACGACGAUUCGGGUGAUGAUGUUGGCCCACAUCGCCCCGCUCGACGACGCCACGAUCCAUCGGAUGAUGAGGAAGAGGAUUGUGAGGAGAUUCGCCUUCGAGUGAUCAUUUCACCGCAAGAAGAAGGGGUUCGCCUAUAUGCGACAAAUCAUCCACAUCGAAAGAAAGAGCUCUUCUCGCGGAAAUUUCAUUCGGCGUGCCGAUUCAAGCAGAAUGUCGGGUUGCUAGAGGUCCGUGUCGGCGUCGAUCAGCACUCCGGCUGCUUCGACAAGACAAAAUGCGCCCUCGAGGGCACGGUGGAAACGGGAAAAGGAAAGAAAAAGAGCAUGAUGCUCGCACCGGAAACGAUGUCACAAGAAGUGUUUGAGGGGAAAAUCUACAAGUCGAUGGGCCCUCUCAACUACGCAAUCUGCAAAAUUCAAAAUGGCAAUUGCUAUUUGACGCCGAUUGAUGGAUUACUUUCGCUCGGCCGUUCAAUGGAUCAUAUGAACGCGAAAAAGGUGGUGGAUAAGGAUUUUGAGGAUGAGAGCUCGGCGGCUGAUUCAGAUGCAGAUCAAGCCCAGCCGGUGAGGGUGAAGUUUGCAAGACCGGAAACGGAUCGACAAAAGAAGCGACGUGAGGCAUCGGCUUUCCAUCGCGAGAAACAAAUCCAACAGGACGUGUGGGUUCCGCUCGAGGUGCACAACGCACUGGAGGAUCAAUUGAGUCCAAAGAUGCGCAACUUGCUUGCCUUUCCCCAUGUACCUUUGCUGGAAAAUGGACAAGCGCAUGAGAUCAAACGGUUCGGGGAAAUGGUCUCGCAAACAAUUCUCCGAAAAUCCCUGGAAAAGAUCGAUUUGUCGAAGUGCAAAGAAACUGAGCUGGUGAUUCGACGCUUACGCGAAUCUUUGCCUUUCCGGUUGCAAGUGAAAGCAAUUCUGAUGAAAGCUUUUGUUGUCUCGCACCAAACUUUGAGGGAAAUUUUCAAGGAGUACACACAGGAGGAGAUUCUCGAGGUGACCAAAGAAUCGGCGAGCUUGAUUCAGGGAAAUUGGGUGUUAAACAGUGAAGAGUUAUUCACGUGGAAACCCACCGACAAUCCGACGAAACGAAAGGUUUACACACAACAAAGAAUGGAGAUUUGGCGACGAGUCAGGGAUUUUGCUUUGUACUUUUUGGAGAGUGGAGAGACGUUGACGAGAGGCGAUUUGGUGGACCUUUUCCAGCUGCAGUUGACCGAUUUGGAUCAAAUCGUAGCCACUUUCGGGGUCUUCGACACGGAAAAGCGAAUGAUUCGGCUGAAAUUGGCGGAAAGUCGAGAAAUCUACGAAGAGCCGGACGUUUUGCCGAUUCUCACCGAUCAGAAGCGACGCUUCAAUGAGCGAAUCGCGGAAAUUCUACGGACUUUGAAACAU